Molecule: messenger RNA, 327 nt
Organism: Phycomyces blakesleeanus NRRL 1555(-)
Lineage: Eukaryota; Fungi; Mucoromycota; Mucoromycetes; Mucorales; Phycomycetaceae
Exons: 2
Coding region: 1-327 (108 amino acids)
Source: RefSeq, a predicted model, not a curated record
AUGACUGGCUCAAAGCCUAGGUUAGAGAUACCAAAGAAACUAAGCGUUUGUAGUCAAGCUGCCUUCUGUUUGAGUGUGAGGCAAAAUCAAUUUGAGAAGUAUGAAUAUCAUCGAGAUGGUUUGGAACAUACCGGCGUAAAAGUUUGUAGAGAGACAGCCAUCAGCUAUCUUCGCAUAAAUAGUUUUGGGUUUUAUAUCUCAGUGGAAGUCUCUGUUUCUCACAAUGUUUAUGUUGACCGUUUACCCAAGGACUUUAAUUUCUGGUAUCAGAAAUUAAACAAGAAACAUAAUAUCAUACCCAAUUUCCAAGAAUACAACGUCAACUGA